Molecule: messenger RNA, 3042 nt
Organism: Lacerta agilis (Sand lizard)
Lineage: Eukaryota; Metazoa; Chordata; Lepidosauria; Squamata; Lacertidae
Gene: RXRB
Product: retinoid X receptor beta
Exons: 10
Coding region: 196-1503 (435 amino acids)
Biological process (GO): positive regulation of transcription by RNA polymerase II; response to retinoic acid; retinoic acid receptor signaling pathway
Cellular component (GO): RNA polymerase II transcription regulator complex; nucleus
Molecular function (GO): zinc ion binding; nuclear receptor activity; retinoic acid-responsive element binding
Source: RefSeq, a predicted model, not a curated record
CCUCGCGCGGUGCCUGCUGGGAGUGUGGCCCUGUCCCCGAGGGCCCUUCGGCCAGGAGGAGGAGGAAGAGGCGGCGGCGGCCCCGCGGUGCAUGGCUGCCGGAGUCCGGAUAGCUCUUCCCUCAGUUCUUCCCCACCGCUGCGAGGCACCGGAGCGUCCCCUCUGCCAGAGCCCUCGGCUCCCCUGCACCCUUCCAUGAUCGGCUCCGCCAUGACCACCUCCAUCAGCGGCCUGGGGUCUCCCUUCCCCGUCAUCAGCUCCUCCAUGGGGUCCCCCGGACUCCCGGCGACACCCUCCAUUGGCUACGGGCCUGUCAGCAGCCCCCAGAUCAACUCCACGGUGAACCUGUCGGGACUCCACUCGGUCAGCAGCUCGGACGACGUGAAGCCCCCCCUGGGCAUGCGGGUGGUGGCCGGCCACCCCCACGGAGCCAUGAUGCCCGGGAAGCGGCUCUGCGCCAUCUGCGGCGACCGGUCGUCAGGGAAGCACUACGGGGUCUACAGCUGCGAGGGCUGCAAAGGUUUCUUCAAGCGGACCAUCCGGAAGGACCUCAGCUACACCUGCCGCGACAACAAGGACUGCAUCGUGGACAAGCGCCAGCGCAACCGCUGCCAGUACUGCCGCUACCAGAAAUGCCUGGCCACCGGCAUGAAGCGCGAAGCGGUGCAGGAGGAGCGCCAGCGCGGGAAGGACAAGGACGGGGAGGGGGAUCUGGCCGGGGGCGGGGCCAACGAGGACAUGCCGGUGGAGAAGAUCCUGGAGGCGGAGCUGGCCGUGGAGCAGAAGUCCGACCAGGGGGUGGACGGAGCCGGCGCCACGGGGGGCAGCUCGGUGAGUUGGGGUGGUGGUGCUGCGGGAUCAGAACGCUCGCCCCGGACGUUUGACGUCAACGAGCCCAACGACCCCGUCACCAACAUCUGCCAGGCGGCCGACAAGCAGCUCUUCACCCUGGUGGAGUGGGCCAAGCGGAUCCCCCACUUCUCGGAGCUGCCUCUCGACGACCAGGUCAUCCUGCUUCGGGCGGGCUGGAACGAGCUGCUCAUUGCCUCCUUUUCCCACCGCUCCAUUUCCGUGAAAGACGGCAUCCUUCUGGCCACCGGCCUCCACGUUCAUCGCAACAGCGCCCACAGCGCCGGCGUGGGGGCCAUCUUUGACAGGGUCCUGACAGAGCUGGUGUCCAAGAUGCGAGACAUGCGCAUGGACAAGACAGAGCUGGGCUGCCUGCGGGCCAUCAUCCUCUUCAACCCAGAUGCGAAGGGUCUCUCCAACCCCGGAGAGGUGGAGCUGCUGCGCGAGAAGGUUUACGCCUCCCUCGAGUCCUACUGCAAACAGAAGUAUCCUGAGCAACAGGGCAGGUUUGCCAAGCUGCUCCUGCGUCUUCCUGCGCUUCGUUCCAUCGGCCUGAAAUGCCUGGAGCACCUCUUUUUCUUCAAGCUGAUUGGGGACACCCCCAUCGACACCUUCCUCAUGGAGAUGCUGGAAGCCCCCCACCAGAUGUCCUGACCGCCCUCUUCCUCCUCCCCCCCCCAAGUCACUCCUGCCGACAGAGAGAAAAGGGGGCGCAGAGUGGGCUCCGCUUUGGUGGGGGUCGCGGCAGGGGCUGGACUUGGCGCGCCCCUCACUCGCCUCUCUCUUCGCCACGACACCGGCCAUCCCAUCAGCUGCCUCUCUCUUCCCCCCCCCCCUCGACACCCCCGCCCCACGCACCCCCCACCACCUCCAGAAGAGCCCCCAAAGUGAGGUGAUGUUGGCUUCCUCAAACGGAUGGAUUUUUAGGGGUUCAGGACAUGGGAGGGGUCGCUUUCUGUCCAGAUCUCCCCGACACACUCCAGGGCUGUGGGGGGCGAUUUACGGUUGGGGGGGUUCCUCGAUGGGGGGGAGGGACCUCAAGGGAUGCGGGUUUUAAAGGCACGGUACUGUGUUUCGGGGGGCGGCCCUCUCUUUGCCGUGGGUCUCCUGUGGCCCCCCCCCGACUGCCCACCUUUGAGCUUUGCAGGCUGGGGGUGGGGUGAGGUCUCCCCUCUUCUGCCCCACGGAUACAGACAGCCGGGUUCUGCGGUUGUGAGGGGCAGGGCGGGGGGCUUUUGGGGCGCAGCUCCCGACCCCAAAGAGGAUUCACGCGACAGACUUAUUUUAGAGAAUGUGGGGAGGGGCACUGUGACCUCCCACCGACAGCCCCCGUCACCCCAAAGCAGGGGCACUUUUUUUAAAAAAAAAGAAAAAAAAACGGUUUCUAAGGUAUUUGGGGAAUGCUAAGCUUGUAGGGGGAAGGGGUCGAGUUUUUACCUCAAUAAUGGUUAUCAGAAAAUACGGUUUCCUAUAUUCUUUCCCUCCCCCCACCCCCCAGAUAGAGGCCUAAGCAAACCUCUCCCCCUCUCCUCUCUUUCUCCUCCCACCCCCCCCCCCAAUUUCUGGUUUAGCACUUUGGACGUGACCCUGUUCCUCAUCUAUGCAAGGAGGUGUGGAGUUUGGGGAGGGAGGGUGGGACAAUAGAGAGCCACCCCCCCAUGCAUGUGUUUCUCUCUACGCCAGGAAACACGCCCCCCCCAAAAAAAAACAAGGCUGAGGUGGUUCCCAUUUGGCCUCCUCCCUUCCCCAAGAAUGUCCUGGGCAACCUAAUCAGAUGGACGGCAUAUAAACAAUAAAUUUAUGGUUAUUAUUGGGGGGGGCAGAGCUGGGUCGAUGUGCUUCAUGCGCCCCCCCCACCUCAAGGUCGGUGGGGAGUAACCCAGUGCUCCCCAGCCCAUAUCCCUUGGGGUCUUUACUCCUCCUCCAUUAUCCUUGGGGUGUCCUGGUCGGGGGGGGGGGUGUUGGCGGUGACCCACAUGCAUGGCUCUGCUCUCUAUUUGGGCUCCUCCCCCCCUCCCCCAGCAUGCCCAUAUUCAUUCGCUGCUUCCCCCACCCCCCACCCCCAUUUAUUUUAUUUCUGUUAUUAAAUACACACACACCCCAACUUGAAUCUCUGCUUCUGGAACAUGUUGAUUUUAAUAAAAGCUGCUCUUUCCGGAGGGGGGGCUCCCUCUCUCCCCCCCUCUCCAUGUG